Ostrinia furnacalis (Asian corn borer) is the source of this 1186-nucleotide messenger RNA. RefSeq names its product zinc finger protein 184. Gene Ontology annotation, biological process: regulation of transcription by RNA polymerase II. Gene Ontology annotation, molecular function: DNA-binding transcription repressor activity, RNA polymerase II-specific; RNA polymerase II cis-regulatory region sequence-specific DNA binding. The coding region runs from base 1 to 1044 and encodes 347 amino acids. The record is from RefSeq and is a predicted model, not a curated record. Gene Ontology annotation, cellular component: nucleoplasm. NCBI's taxonomy places the organism in Eukaryota, Metazoa, Arthropoda, Insecta, Lepidoptera, Crambidae. The transcript is spliced from 4 exons.
AUGAACUUGAAACGUCAAAAGAAUCUUCUCAAAACCAACGAAACUCUCUUCAACGACAAAGUCCCUAUAUCCACGCGUUUCUACCUCCAGCUCUUAAAAAGAAGCCAAUUCCUUGAAAACUUUCUUAGCACAGAAACCUACGAAUACGCUUCUGAAAGCGAACGGCCUGUCAUCUCACCAGAACCAAAAAGAAGCAGCCAGAUUAAAAAAGAAGUAGACAAAUCGAGUUACAACCUGCGAUCGGAGGGUAAAACGGAACGUAAGGUGUUUUACAAGAAAACGCGCGGGAAAAGGCGAAAAAACAUGGCCGACAAAAUCAACAAAAUUGUUUCUGUGCAAGACAAAAAGAGUAAGAGAGAGCCGUUAGCUCCUAUAUUAGAAGAGAUAAGAAAUAGAGAGCCCCUGAAAAGUAAUAGUAAGGGAUCGGAGAUAGAUAAGAUAGCAGAGAAAUUGAAGAGCUUGUUCAAACAGACUGCUGAAGAAAAUCUCAAUAAAGAACUUUUGACUUGCAAGGAGCUGUUUGAGAAAGAUACUAUUGAGGCUGACAGUGACCAUGGUAAAGAAAAUGAAGAGGAAAAGAAAGCCCGCGAGUGGCGCGGGCCCCGCCCCAGCCACACCUGCUCGUAUUGCGGCAAGCGCUUCGACCGGCCCUGGGUGCUGAAGGGGCACCUCCGUCUACACACGGGCGAGCGACCCUUCCCGUGCCCUCAUGCGCAUUGUGGACGGACCUUUGCUGACAGGUCGAACCUCAGAGCGCACCAGCGCACCCGGGGCCACCACGCGUGGCAGUGGCGCUGCGCCGAGUGCGGCAAGGCGUUCAGCCAGCGCCGCUACUUGGAGAGACACCGGGCUGACGCGUGCAGGAAGUACAAAAUGCACACCCGCAACUCCAAGUGCGUCGAAGCCCACACCAAGUCUGAGAGGGAGGCUCCUCUCCCGGUGCCUCUGUACGGGAUCAUCAGGCCCCACGCGGCCUCUGAGGCCUGCCAGGACACGCCCAUCGACCUGUCGGUCGGGAAGAGGACUGAUGCGACCGAUGCCUGAUAGUUGUCGGACAAUUAUUUAAUAGUAGUGGCAGAAGCUGUGCUAAGUGAAUGAAGUGUUUUAGUGUUUAUUAAUAUUUAAUUUAACUUUAAGGCAUGGAAAAAGACAAUGUAUAAAGUCUGAACAAAAAUAAAGUGGUACG